This is a messenger RNA of Eremothecium sinecaudum, 1689 nucleotides long. Its product is annotated as amino acid permease. The record is from RefSeq and is a predicted model, not a curated record. Gene Ontology annotation, cellular component: membrane. The transcript has a single exon. The coding region runs from base 1 to 1689 and encodes 562 amino acids. Lineage: Eukaryota; Fungi; Ascomycota; Saccharomycetes; Saccharomycetales; Saccharomycetaceae. Gene Ontology annotation, biological process: amino acid transmembrane transport. Gene Ontology annotation, molecular function: amino acid transmembrane transporter activity.
AUGGCUUCUACAAAGGAUACUGUGGUUUUGGAAGCUUUACCAAGGUCAAGGCAUUUUGGUAAGGGUAAGAAGAAUGAUUCUGACGAUAUAGAGUUGCAGUCGGUUACGUCCAAGGAUGACGAAAAUACAGAGGAGGGUGUUUUUCAUGAAACUGAGGUUAAGCGUGCUUUAAAGGCCAGGCAUAUUUCUAUGAUUGCCUUAGGUGGCACUAUAGGUACGGGUCUUUUCAUAGUUAUCGGUUUACCGUUGAGAAUUGCGGGCCCGGUGGGGUCGUUGUUAGCCUAUAUUUUUAUGGGUACCGUGGUGUACUCUAUCACACAGUCGUUGGGUGAGAUGGCGACAUUUAUUCCGGUUACUUCUUCAGUGACCGUAUUCUCGAAGAGGUUUUUGUCACCUGCUCUUGGAGUUGCUAACGGAUAUAUGUACUGGUUUAACUGGGCUAUUACGUACGCGGUCGAACUUUCCGUGGUCGGACAGAUUAUUCAGUACUGGACUAAGGCCGUGCCUUUGUCUGGGUGGAUUUUAAUUUUCUGGUCGUUAACUACUCUUGUCAACUUCUUCCCGGUGCGGUACUAUGGUGAAAUUGAGUUCUGGGUAGCGUCGGUGAAGGUUCUCGCGAUUGUGGGGUACUUGUUUUAUGCGUUUAUCAUGGUUUGCGGCGGCGGUAAUGAAGGUCCGAUUGGAUUCCGUUAUUGGAGAAAUCCUGGUCCAUGGGGUACCGGAAUGAUCUCAGGUAAUUUACCCGAGGCCAGGUUCCUAGGUUGGGUUUCAGCGCUAAUCAAGGCUGCAUUCACCUAUCAAGGUACCGAGUUAGUCGGUAUUUCCGCCGGUGAAUCUAAGAAUCCUCGUAAGACUGUACCACGGGCUAUUAACAAAGUGUUUUUCAGAAUUCUAUUCUUCUACAUUUUGUCGUUAUUCUUCAUAGGAUUGUUAGUGCCAUAUGACCACCCCAGUUUACCAGACUUGGACGAUGGGGACACUGAUGUGAACUCUUCUCCUUUUGUCAUUUCCAUCGGAAACGCCGGUACCAAGAUAUUACCUGAUAUUUUUAAUGCUGUUAUCGUUCUUACCGUCGUCUCUGCAGCAAAUUCCAAUGUUUAUGUUGGUUCCAGAGUGUUCUAUUCGUUGGCUUUGGCUGGUAAUGCUCCUAAGUUCAUGGCCUCCGUCACUAGACAUGGUGUACCUUACUACGGUGUCUUGCUAACAUCGCUGAUGGGUCUGAUGUCUUUCCUAGUGGUUAACAAUAACGCUAAGGUUGCUUUCAAUUGGUUGGUGAAUAUUUCUACGUUAGCAGGGUUAUGUGCUUGGUUUUUUAUUUCUUUAUCUCACAUCAGAUUCAUGCAAUGUUUAAAACAACGUGGUAUCUCUCGUGAUGACUUGCCGUUCAAGGCUAAAUUUAUGCCUUUUGCUGCAUACUACGCUCUAUUUUUCGUCACAUUUAUUAUUUUUAUCCAAGGUUACACUGCCUUUUCUCCAUCCUUUGAUGUUACCAGUUUCUUCACAUCUUACAUAUCCCUAAUGUUAUUGGCGGUCGUAUUUUCGAUAUCUCAAAUAUACUACAAAUGUAGAUUCCUAUGGAAGCUAGAAGACAUAGACAUAGAUUCUGAUAGGCGAGAGAUCGAUGCUGUUGUAUGGGAAGAAAGUGAGCCUAAGAACAUAUGGGACAAGUUCUGGCUUGCAGUCGCAUAG